Messenger RNA from Closterium sp. Naga37s-1, 6081 nucleotides. The record is from the annotation of a GenBank genome assembly. NCBI's taxonomy places the organism in Eukaryota, Viridiplantae, Streptophyta, Zygnematophyceae, Desmidiales, Closteriaceae.
AUGUCAGCAGAACCCGAGCGCUCCUUCCCCUUCGCGCACUCUUCCCACCUAUCCUCUGUCUCUUCCGUCGCCGCUGCCGCCGCUGCCGCAGCUGCGGCGGCCACGGCGAGCGUGGACCGCGCGUUUCCCUCCCGACGCGCGGCGCCCGCCGCUGCAGACGGGCAUGAUUUAUGGCGGGCUCAGCGGAACUGGAGCGCGCAAGCAGGCGGAGGCUUGGCAGCGCGGGAAGAAUUCUCCGCGCGCCGGUGGGAUGCGCGGGAAGGCGCGGAUUGGCGCAAUAGAGACGCGCGGACGGAUCCCCGAGCGCAAGGCGGCGGUGGGGAGGGCGGCAGCGGGAGGUGGCGGGGAGGGAGCGAGAGCAGCGCGAGUGUGGAGGGCGCGGGGGGGGCGCAUGCGGGCGCCAUGAUUCUCCCGCGGGGCAGCAGCACUGUUAGCACGAGCACGGGCAGUGGUGUGACGAGCAGCAUGCGUGGUGGCGGUGGCGGUGGGGCCAGCAGCGCGCACCUUAGUCACCUGGACGCCGCUCUCGUGUCUCUCAUCGGCCCCGCUGCUGCUGCGGCGUUCGCUGCUGAUGUGCACGCCAUGGGCUGGCCUGCUGCGCUGCGCUCCCCUGGGCCCGUUGCUGUGCAUGGUGGCGCUGGGUAUGAUGGAGGGGAGGGAGUGGAGAGUGACGCUGGCUCGUCCAUUGCUGCUGCUUCUGCUGCUGCCGCCGCCCAUCUACCCUCCGACACCACUGGACCUACCACCGACAGUGGCAGCAACAGUAACAGCAGAGCUGCUGGUAGCAGCGGGGUUAGCAACAGAGGCAGCAGCGGCAGGGGCGGCGGUCAGAGGCCCAGCAGUCGCAGGCCGUCAGCUCAGAUCCGCAUAGACCGCAUUCCACCGGACACGUCCGCGGAGACCGUGGCAGCGUUCGUGCGCGACACACUGCGCGUGACCGUGGACCGCGUGAAGAUCAAGGGGUACACGCGCAUCCGCGCCCUGCCUGCUGGCAGAGCCACAGCAGCAGGCGCAGGGGUCGCCGGAGGGGCAGCAGGCGCAGGGGUCGCCGGAGGGGCAGCAGGCGCAGCAGGGGCAGCAGCAGGCGCAGGGGAGGGAGCAGUGGUGGGGGGGACGCGGUACCGUGAGGAGUGGGUGUCAGCAGGGUAUGGAUACGCGGAUUUCCUGACAGCAGAGGUGGCGGAGUUUGUGAUGGCGAGGGAGGAGGCGCUGGUGCUCAAGGGGCAGCAGCUGGGGCUGCAGCGCACCAUGGAGCAGAGGAGAGCACCCGAGGGGCUGCUAUUCCACUCCACCGUGCACCUCGGGUUUGUCCACCAGCCCGGCCAGCUCGCGCUGACGUGGCGCUCCAAGCCCGAGAGCUGCCGGGUCGAGUUUGACUUUCUGGAGAGGCGCGUGCGCGUGGUGGUGCAGGAGAGGGCGGGCGAGCGGGGGAGGGCUGGUGUGGGGUGGGGAGGCCGCGCGGCAGGGGGGGAGGGAGGUGCAAGGGAGGAUGCAGGUGGUGCGUCGUUCCCUGCUGCUGCUGGUGCCGCUCUCUCGUCCAUCCCCCUGGCGUUCCAGCGAGUGGAGUACAAGUUGGAGUGGCGCAUGCGGGACGUGCGCCUGUGGGGCACCAAGGACAGCACCACACGCGACACGGACGGGCCCGGCCUCACCUCCUCGCUGCUGCUGCUGCUCUUCGUGCCGCCCGCGGUGUUCUCGCAGGCGUGUGACGACGACGUGUGGCAGCUGGAGCCCGACAGCUGGUUCCCUGAUGACGGCGACCCCUGGACCCGCACCACCGAUGAAAACUUCUUGCCUGCUGGUGGGAGGGCGGGCGCCGGUGCAAGUGCAGCAGCAGGCGCGUGUGUGGGCGUGGGGGAUGAUGGAGGAGGGGGGAGUGCUGGUGCGGGGCGGUGGGACGGUGGGGGUGGUAGCAGUGGAAGCGGUGGUGUGAGUGGGAGUGGGUGGAAGGGGCGGGUGUGGAGUGGAGGGGUGUUGGGGGCGGCGUCAGUGAUGCAGGUGUCGGUGCCGGUGCGGCGGGGCAGCCAUGUGCGGCGCAUAGCAGCGCACAUGCGCACCGCAUCGCUACAUCUCAGAGCGCGCUACCUGGGCGACCCACAGCGCGUCGCCAUCACCGCCCGCUACACUGCUGCCCCGCCCAUCCACCUCGCCCCUUUCAUCUCCCUCGACCCCUCCUGCUUCCCCAUUACCACCGCCACCACCGCAACUGACAGCACCAACGCCAAAGCUACCACCAGCAGCGGCGGCAGCAACAGCAAGUCUGCGGUGCCUGUUGUGCUCGCCUUCCCAGUGCUGUACCUGCUGACAGCGCUGGUGCAGCAGGGCACCAUCCCGCCCACUGCCGUGACCGCCUCCCUGUACCGCACGCUGGCGUAUGAGUGCGUGCCCGCUGCGGUGGCAGUGCUGAUCGAGUUCUUCCGCUUCUCCCGCCCCGAGUUCCACCCCGCCCGGAAGUUCCGGCAAAUUGCCCGGGCCAUGCGCCACCACGGCAAGCUGCAGGCACGGGAGGGCACGGACAAGGGGCGGGAGAAGGGACCAGAGGGGACGGGGGAGCAGCAGAGGGAGAAGGGAGAGGAGCAGAAGGGGCCAGGUGUGGGAAAGCCCGAGCAGCCGCAGCAAGAACAGCAAGCAACAGAGGAGAAGGCAGGAGAAUUGAGUGAGGGGGAGAGCAGCGCGUGGCCAUGGAAGCUACCAGCGAACCACGUGCUGGUGUUCCGGGUGCUCAUCACACCGCUGGGCGCGCAGUGCUGCAUGCCGGGCGUGGAGCUGACCAACCGCGUGCUCACGCACUACCGCGCCCACGCGCACCGCUUCCUGCGCGUCACCUUCACGGACGAGGGCCUGGAGAACCUGCCCUCCUUCGCCCUCAUGGACGCCGCUGGCCGGCGCGAGGGCGGUGCUGGGCACACCGAUGUGUACCGCCGCAUUCUCUGCCUCGUGGAAGAGGGCUUCAGCCUGUGUGGGCGGCACUACUGCUUCCUGGCGUCAUCAGCGUCGCAGCUGAGGGAGAAGUCAGCGUGGUUCCUGGCGGAGGAUGACAAGCUCGGCCUCUCCGUUGCCUCCGUGCAGGCGUGGAUGGGAACAUUCUCGGCCAUCCGCAACGUGGCCAAGUGUGCGGCUCGCAUGGGGCAGUGCUUCUCCUCGCGCUUCACUUCUCUCCCCCUCCCGCGCGCCCACGUGCGCAAGCUGCUCGACGUCACGCGCGGCACAUUCUGCUUCACGGACGGUGUGGGUGCAGUAUCGCCCGAGGUGGGGAAGGCCCUGGCAGACGCCAUUGCUCCUUACCUUGACAGGCCCGUGGGUGACGGGUGGAGCGAGGCUGAUGGUGGGAUGUGUGACGGGGAGGGUGAUGGUGGUGGUGGCGAGAGUGGGGGAGGCGUUGGAGAGGGGGGUUCUGGUGGUGUUGGUGAUGCUGGGGGUGGUUCUGCGGAGGGUGUGAGUGGGGAAGAGGAGGGUGGGAGUGGGGAAGAGAAGGAGGGUGGGAGUGGGAAUGAGAAGGAAAGUGGGAGUGGGAACAAGGAGAUUCAGAGUGGGAAUGAGAAGGAGAGUGGGGUUGGGAAUGCAAAAGGGAGUGGGGAUGGGAAUGAAAAGGGGAGUGGGAGUGGGAAUGAGAGGGAGAGUGGAGGUGGGAAUGAAUUGGAGAGUGGGGAUGGGAUUGAAAAGGGGAGUGGGACUGGGAACAAGAAGGGGAGUGGGAGUGGGAGUGGGAAUGAGGAGAGUGGGAGUAGGAAUGAGAAGGAGAGUAAGAGUGGGAAUGAGAAGGAGAGUAAGAGUGGGAAUGAGAAGGAGAGUAAGAGUGGGGAUGAGAAGGAGAGUAAGAGUGGGAAUGAGAAGGAGAGUAAGAGUGGGGAUGAGAAGGAGAGUAAGAGUGGGAUUGAGGAGAGUAAGAGUGGGAAUGAGGAGAGUAAGAGUGGGAAUGAGAAGGAGAGUAAGAUUGGGAAUGAGAAGGAGAGUAAGAGUGGGAGUGGGAAAGGCAGCAGUGGGACAAAAGGGAAGACGGGAGGUGUGGUGGAGCGCGGGAGGGCAUUGCUGCGCGCGCCAUCAGCGUUCCAAAUUCGGUAUGCGGGGGUGAAGGGGGUCAUCACUGUGUGGCCGCGCUGGGUCAUGCAGCAAGUAGAGCAUGAGGCAGAGCCUCACAGGCACACCAGUGGCAACGGCAGCAAUGGCAGCAGGGGUGCAAGUGCCAUGGGUGGUGCGGACUUGAGUGGCGUGCAGCAGGGACAGGUGGUGAAUCUGAUGUUCCACGAAGGGGACUAUGCCACUGACUCGUGGAUGCAUGCAGGGGAGGGCGCACGUGCUAGUGACAGUGGUGGUGCACAUGUGGAUGCUGCUGCAGGGAAUGAUGCCCGCCCAGGCUUGGCAGCAGAGCGUGAAGGCAGUGCAGCGGCAUCAUCAGGAGCAGCAUCAGCAGCAGCAGUGACGCACAUGUGGAUCCGACCCAGCAUGGAUAAGUUUGAGUCGCAGCAUGCGGAUGUGGAGGUGGUGAACUGGACGCGCCCCCUGCCGUGCUUCCUCAACCGCCAGAUCAUCACACUGCUGGCCACCAUGGGCGUGCAGGACCACGUCUUCCUGCACAUGCAGGACGCCAUGCUACAGCAGUUGGACCGGGCAUUGAGUGAGCGGCAGGCAGCACUGCAGCUGCUGCAGGAGUCGUGUGCGGACGACCUGUACAACGUUGCCAUGACCAUGCUGUCCGCCGGCUUCCACCCCCACCGCGAGCCGCACCUCAAGCGCAUGAUGCGCGCCGUGAGGUCGCUGCAGCUGCAGGGCUUGAUAUCGAAGGCGCGCAUAUUCGUGAAGGACGGGCGGUGGCUCAUGGGCGUGGUGGACGAGACAGGGCUGCUGGAGUACGGCCAAUGCUUCAUCCAAGUGUGCGACACCACAGCACCCAUAUCCCCAUCUAACCCCGCCUCUUCCCCUGAAGCCCCCAUCCUGGCCCCCACGGUGCACAGCACGGGGCGUGGGCUGGGAGCGCCGCAAGUGAUAACAGGCCCCAUAAUCUUCGGCAAAAACCCCUGCCUGCACCCGGGGGACCUGCGUGUGCUCACAGCCGUGGACGUGCCGUGCCUGCACCAUCUCGUGGACUGCCUCGUGCUGCCUAAGAAGGGCCCGCGCCCACACGCCAACGAGGCGUCGGGCAGUGACAUGGACGGGGACGUGUACUUUGUCACGUGGGACGCGCGCCUCAUGCCACCCUCGGGGCGGAGUAGUGACCCCAUGGACUACCAGCCGGUGAAGAAGGAGGGCAAGGCCGCUGUCACCAUGAAGGUGGGGCUCUGUGGCUUCCUACCCACUUUGUCACGCUCUUUUGUCUUGUUCAUGGAUCCACCCGAUACAGCUCUUGAGUGCCUCCCCUCCCCCCUGCUGUGCCGCAACCCGUCCCACCAGGACGUGCACCGGUUCUUCGUGGACCACAUGCUGAACGACAGCGUGGGCAUCAUCUGCAACGCACAUGUGGUGCACGCGGACCGCUCCCCCCAGCAGGCGUCCGACCCCGCAUGCGUGCGCCUGGCGCGCGAGGCCGCCAUCGCCUUCGACUUCCCCAAGACGGGCGUGGCGGGGCAGAUGCCGCGCGACCUGCGCGUGCAGGAGUACCCCGACUUCAUGGAAAAGGGCGCCAGUAAGGAGACGUACGAGUCCGAUAAGGUGCUAGGGCGGUUGUACCGCGAGGUGAAGGACACUGCUGUGGUGCAUGAGGAUGAUGACCUGCCUCGCGUGGUGCCGGCUGUGGCGGAGGAGGAGGGGGUGGGGGGGGAGGAGAUGGCGCAGGAGCGGAGGGAGCGGGAGGAGGAGGCGGCGCGGCUGGUGAGGGAGGGGAGGGAGGGGAGGGAGGGGGCGGGGGAGGGCAUUGGGUGGGAGGGCGAGGUGGCGGUGCUGGAGGAUGGGCGCACGUGGCUGCGGUGGCCGGGCGUGGACGAGGUGGGGCGCGCGUACCGGGAGGACCUCAGGGUGGAGGGGUAUGAGCAGCACGUGCAGGAGGCGAGGGCGCUCAAGUGGGCGUAUGACCGCUCCAUGCUGCACAUCCUGCACCAGGUGCGCGCUCGGUGGGCACCCGCUGGGCACCAGGUAGGCAUCAGGUAG